AUGCAUUUUAUUCAAGAACUCGACUUUCUAUACGAGGUCAGUGACUACAAUAUUGCCGGACAUGUGCUUCCCAUCCGCUCCAUCAGCCGGGUGGUGUACGUGUUCGGGUCGCGCGUCGAACACGAGAUCGAGUUCAUCACCGAGACGACGGGCCAGACGACGCUCCUGCCGCAGCAUGUCGUGGCCAAACUGCAGGAAAUUGAUUCACGUGCUCAAACGAUAUUAUGGGAGAGUGGACACUACAAUGCAGUUGCUCAAAUGCCGGUAAUACUCAUUCCUGUCGUGUUCGACGUGGACACGGUGGAUCCCAAUUAUGCCGGACGGCAGCAUUCGGUGGUGCUGCGGCCCUUCAUCACCAAUGAUUUCAUGACAGGGAUUUUUCAUUUUCGCUAUACCCGAUGUACACCUACCCGAAAGUGUAAGUUCGCAACGCUAGUUUUCACGAUACUGGAUAUGGUGAGUGCCAUAACCGAGGUGGGCGGGGUGUCGCGCGUUGUCUACGACCUGACCUGCAAACCGCCGGGGACGACGGAGUGGGAAUAAGAGGUAUUUUGCUUUUUGUAGUCGGUAUAAUUGUUUUCACGAUGGUGUGACGUCGAGUAUAAAAAAACUGUUUGAAUGAUUUCUCUGAUGGAGAGCAGUUUGCGCUUCCGGAUUUGUAAUGAAACCUGCCGGGUGGAUGUGUUUGGCCAUUGGUCAGUUUGGUUGCUUUCUGUUUAUCUGGUUUUCGUUUUUUUUUUGUUUCAGCUCUGUUUAAUGUUUGUUUGUCUUGGCUGAAAGUAAUUUAUUGGGAGAUUUUCGUGAAAAAUUUUGAGUUAACUGAAUAACUCUGGAUGAUUGAUGGGCGCACUUACAUAAAAUUUAGCGCAGCACUUGCAUAAAAUUUAAUACGGUUUAAUAAGAUUUAAU
Messenger RNA from Paramacrobiotus metropolitanus, 909 nucleotides. RefSeq names its product GMP synthase [glutamine-hydrolyzing]-like. Gene Ontology annotation, biological process: GMP biosynthetic process. The record is from RefSeq and is a predicted model, not a curated record. Gene Ontology annotation, molecular function: GMP synthase (glutamine-hydrolyzing) activity; ATP binding. NCBI's taxonomy places the organism in Eukaryota, Metazoa, Tardigrada, Eutardigrada, Parachela, Macrobiotidae. The transcript is spliced from 5 exons. Bases 1 to 543 code for a protein of 180 amino acids.